This is a messenger RNA of Magnolia sinica, 755 nucleotides long. RefSeq lists its product as uncharacterized. The transcript has 2 exons. Bases 97 to 684 code for a protein of 195 amino acids. NCBI's taxonomy places the organism in Eukaryota, Viridiplantae, Streptophyta, Magnoliopsida, Magnoliales, Magnoliaceae. The record is from RefSeq and is a predicted model, not a curated record.
GAGAGAUAGAGAUAGAAAUAGAGAUAGAGAGAAGAAGCGUUUGGCAUCAACUGAGAAUCCGUAUCUCGAUCUGCUGCGACUGGAAAUUAAGUCGCGAUGUCUACUUUGGAGAUUAUAUUUGAAAUUUUGAUAAGCAUUUUGGCACAUCUUGGGAAACAAUUUUACUAUUUCCUAAACAUCCAAGAAAAUGUGAUGAUUUUACAACGAAAACUGGAAGAGUUGAGUGCCCAUGAAGAGGAUAUAAAAACCCAAUUACAAAGUGCAAAAUCCCAACAUAAAAAGAAUCCAAAGAAAGAGGUAGAAGUAUGGGUGAAAAAUGUAGAUAGAAUUAAAGACGAAGUAUCUACCAUGGGACUUGGAGAAGAUAUCAGAUGCUUGAAAGGGUAUGUCCCAAACUACCUAUGGCGCUUCAAUUUGGGAAAGCUUGUGGUGAAGAAGAUCAAAGAGGUGGAUGAAUUUCAGGAGAAGGGCCAAUUUUCAGGUGGAUUAUUUGUCGAAUGUUCAUCGGCGGAUUGUGAUCAUGAUUCAACGUCGAACGUUCUAUCAGAGCUGAAAAGAAGAGCAAUGGAUAGUUUCCAAAAGAGAUUGAAGUGUCCAUCAGGCAUUCGUAGAGAAAGUUUUGGCACAACAAUGUUUGAUCUUAAGCAACAAGUGAAAGAUACUUUUAGUGGACAUCACGGAUGAGAAGGUUGACAUUUAUCUAUUCAUCUAUGUUUGUUAAACAGCAUAUAUUGGGUGAAUAUGGCAUGCGAAGU